This is a messenger RNA of Habropoda laboriosa, 441 nucleotides long. RefSeq lists its product as uncharacterized. NCBI's taxonomy places the organism in Eukaryota, Metazoa, Arthropoda, Insecta, Hymenoptera, Apidae. The record is from RefSeq and is a predicted model, not a curated record.
AUGUAUCGUAUAGGAGAUUAUAUAAGACCGAGGAUCGGCCAACGAGCACGUACGAUACACAUACGUAGAAGCGCGGGCGUGUACACUAUCGUGGCUGAUUUUUUUCCUUCGAAACGAAGAGCCAGUGAUCCAUACAUGGUAACGGUGAGAAGACUGGCUUACGCGUUGCAACGCGUAACCCACCCUACCUGCUCUCCUGUCUCCACCCGCAAUAUUUCGAUGGGUGUGUACACCUACUACGCCGGUGAGUCACGUAUCGACUUUUCUCCCGGGCAACUUCGUACAAGCGGGGUGGGUUUAAGCCAGACCUACCCAGCUAAGGGUGGAGAAGAUUGCGUUUUGGCGAAUCGAAAUUUCAACGAUGUCACAUCCGCAGAAGCUGGGGCGCCAUCGGCGCAGAAUCAUCAAGCAGUUGGCAACGCUGCCGACGCUGGCUGGUGA